GGAAGAGGCCGUAAGCUACAAAGUGUUAGCCAACCCAGGCAGAGAAAUGACACCUUAUUGUGUCAUUCUAAUCGGCAAUGUAAGCCCGCAGGUUUAGAGAAGUACCGAAUCCGGCUAUACAAACGGUUUAUGCUUUUUUUGGCCGCAGUAGCCAACUAGAGGGAAGAUAACGGUAAUGUUUUCGACAGCCAGCGCUAACAAAGCUAGCUGAUUGGCUUAGGUAGUAAGCUAACAUUAGCCAACAAUCGUCAAGGAGCGAACCUUGCAUGAACGUGUUGCACAAGACAGAUGCCAACACCCCUGGGUUAUUUUGCCUAGUAAGACCAGCAGCAUCAAAUGAAAGGUGGUGGAAGUGGAACUUGACCCAUCCAACUGAGUCACCAUUUUCCUGCUCAUAAUGGGUUUGAUGGCUUCACUGUAUGCAUGACUUGUUUCGUGUGGCCUGAUGGGAGGACAUUGUGGAUAGUACUUUCAUCAGGAUACCAGGAGAGCCAUCCCAUGCCGCCUCUUUGGAGGACCUGUCAGAAUGAAGAAGAUAAGCCUUAAGACCAUCCGCAAGUCCCUCAGCAUAAAGGGCAAAGAGGAGGGUGACUUUGUCAUGCUCCAGCAACCCUCGGUGACUACAGAGUUUUCUAAGGAAGAGUCACUUUUCGGGGGCUGCUACACCAAAGAGCUCUCUGGCUGUGACCUUGGUGGAGAAGAGGACAAAGGGGGCCAGAAUAAGGGCCGCUCGAAGAGUGAGGGCCUGAUGGGAUCAUUAAAAAGAAGGCUGUCUGCCAAGCAGAAGGCAAAAGUGAAAGGUGGCUCUUCUGCCAUAGGCUCAGUGGAUGAUGACGACACCUUCUCCUCCUCUUCUGUGCCCGUCAGCUUCAACGAGGUGAAAGCCCAGAGACCCCUUAGAUCUGCAUCCUUACGAAGUCACCAUUAUAGCCCCUCACCGUGGCCUCUGCGAUCAGUCAACUCCGACGAUUCGUGUAUUAAGAUGGAGGUAAAAGUUAAAGCCAUGGUUCACUCACCUAGUCCCAGUCCCAGCUUAAAUGGUGUCCGGAAGGAAUUUCAUGAUUUCCAGAUGGAUGGGCUCUUUCAGGACCAAGCGGAAUCCUUAAAGAAUCUCCAGCAGCCACAAAAUGGUGAGCUGCAUCUAAAUAUUGAUGAAAAUGAUGUGCCUGUGGUGCUGGGGUUGACGCCCCAGGACUACAUCCAGUACACAAUGCCUUUAGAUGAGGGAAUGUACCCGGAAGGGUCCCACUCUUUCUGCCUGGACAGCUCCUCUCCUAUGGAGGUGGUGACUGAAGCAGACAACAGGUCCCUCCACACAGACCAGGGACAAGAGGAACAUGAACUGGUUAGUGGGAUGCCUCCGGAUCUCUUCAUGGAAACCUCAGUUAAUAGUCUUCUCAUCGGUUCUGCUGGUGUGAUGCUCCAAAGCUCUAGAGUAGAGGUCCCGCCUCCCCUCUCUCCACUCCUGCCACCCAUGACAAGUAAUGGACAUAUCCCCAGGACUUUUUCGGGGUUCAGCUCUUCAGACAGUCAGGUAGCCGAGAGGGUAAGACACCACCUCAACUUCGACCCAAAUUCAGCUCCUGGGGUUAGUCGAGUAUACGACUCAGUCCAGAGCAGCGGACCAAUGGUAGUGACCAGCCUGACAGAGGAGCUGAAGAAGCUGGCGAGGCAGGGCUGGUACUGGGGCCCCAUCACACGCUGGGAGGCAGAGGAAAAGCUGGUCAACUUGGCUGAUGGCUCAUUCCUGGUCCGAGACAGCUCAGACGACAGGUACCUGCUCAGCCUGAGUUUCAGGUCACAGGGCAAAACCCUCCACACCCGCAUCGAACACUCCAAUGGACGCUUCAGCUUCUACGAGCAGCCCGAUGUGGAGGGACACACGUCCAUUGUUGACUUAAUCGAACACUCUAUCAAAGACUCAGAGAAUGGAGCUUUUUGCUAUUCCAGGUCUCGCUUACCAGGGUCUGCAACCUACCCUGUCAGACUAACCAACCCAGUAUCUCGGUUUAUGCAAGUGCGCUCCCUGCAGUACCUUUGUCGCUUUGUCAUUAGACAAUACACAAGAAUAGACCUGAUCCAGAAACUGCCCUUACCUAACAAGAUGAAAGAUUAUCUGCAGGAGAAGCACUACUGAGGACACACAGACAGGACAGUGGUAGCAAUUUGCACUUUUGUGUUCAGUUAAGAGAUUUAAACAAGGUUUACAGACAACCACAGUUUUGAGAUGAUUGGUUCUGGUGGCUCUUGAUUUGUGUCCAGGUGACUCCCGUCACUGUUCAGUCCUCCAUUCCACUGUUCUGGGGUUUUUUUCCGCUGGUUUUUAGGAGGCUCUACUUCCAGUAAAACAUGGGGCCAGCACAUAAUCUAUCGCAAAAAUAUAGCAGAGGUUUACAGCCAACUUAUCUUAGUUGCAUACAUUAAGUGCAGACAUUAGGCAUGCAUUGUGACGUUGAGUGCAACAUCCAACUGUGCAAGUAGAGCAGAUUUUCAUAAAUUUGCCGUCUGCGUUGAAGUUGGGCCAGUAAAGAAAAAUAACAAUUCUACUCUCAAUUUGAAAAUUCAUUGAGUUUUUAUCCACUAAAUUGUACAUUUCAGAGAUGAUUUCAAGGAUAGAAUAGUAUUGCUGCAAUUAGAUUUUUCUGAUCAAAAUUUAAGCUCUCUGCAGACUGACCAGUUUGGAUCAUCUUUUGCAUCUUUCUACUUCUCAGCUUCUGUGACGUUACCGUCUUUGUCAGCACGACCAGCCUGCAAAUUAGAACACCAUUCUGUGUUGAUAAAAUGCAGUUACUCAAAUUGCAAGGCAUUAUUGUGUAACAAGUGAUAGUUUCUGACCUUUUAACAACCUGAAGAAAACUGCUUUCAUCACGUAACCAGAUAAGAUUUGCUAAGUUACAAACUACGUUUCCAGUGGAUGCAGUUUCUUCAAAACGUAUUAUCCAGCUCUGUCAGAGCAUGUUACACCUAACAUAUUACAAAUACAUUUGUGCCUCGGUAUGGUUAGACUGGCGUGUGCUUUAUUUUUGAGUUUAUCGUGCUUGUUAUUUUCAGCUGCUCUGGUCUACAAACAGGAAUGUUAAUAGACAUGUAUGCCUGUUGGUCAGACAAAAGUUCUAACACUAAAACACAGAAUCAUGUUAGUAAAAAAAAAAUGUAUAAAAUCCCCUUCAGACUCACACUGGUUUACAGAGUUCACUACAUUAGCAUUUUGUUGCAAAAGAUAUUCAAAGUUUGCCAGUCUGUCAGAGGCUUGAAAGAGUUGGUCAGAGAAGUAGCUUUAAAUUGAAUGGCUGCAUGUAGCCAUUAUAUAAUGUGCAAGCCUAAAGGUACUGACGAUGCUGGAUUUUCAUACCGUGCUGUUUGUAGAAACAGCAUCAAGUUGAUGUAUAGACCUUUUCAAAAUAUGUUAAAAGUUAAAUCUUUCUGCAUUAGGAAUGUUACAAAAAUGCACCGCAGCUCAGGCCUAACAACUUUGUCACUGUCUGUAAUGCUUGUAUCUGCAUGUAGUAAAGGCUUUAAGACUGUCAGCUAAGGGCACUGUAGAGUUACUCCUAAUGAGUGAAGAUGUCACAGUAAAAAGGGUGUGAGGUUUUGUUGUUGUUUAAUCACAACUCCGACAAAGGCUGUUUAAUGCACAAUUGCAUUUCCUUAGGCAGUUUAUAUGUAAAGAAAAUUGCCCUCAAUUGCCCCUACAAACUGAAAACAGAUCUCUAGUCACUUGACCUGAAUCUGUGUGUAGGGGUGGCUGUUUUAGUCUCUUAAUGCCAGCAAUGAGCUGGACCCAGAUCAAAGGAAUCCCAAAAAAAUGGUGUGAGCUUAGGUAAAUGGAUUUGGGAAAGCCAGGGUUAAGUCCUCCUCGCCAUCUUGGAGGGAUGCCAGGGUUUCACCAAAUGACAAAAGUUCCAUCUCAGCUGCAUGGCAUCAUUAGUGUCAUAUGGGUUUCAAGGACAUAAAAAGAAAGCAUACAGGUUUUUUUUUUUUUUGCCAUUGCUUAUUCACAUCGUCCCCAGUCCCCACAGAGCUGCACUACCCCACAGAUUGUCUCGCUACUGGGCUGUUUGUGCCAGAGUAAAGGGAAGAGCACACAGUAUGCUACGCAAGUGCUUUAUAUGGAUACUUUGACAGGGAAUUGUUUUUUCACAUUAUGAAUGAGCAUCUUUUUUUGACAUCAGUGUCCUUAAAAGUAUUUGGAAAAUGGUCCCUCGGACAACUUUGGUAGGUUGUUAGCGCAUAGUUCUAGUUUUAGUUAGCUAGAAAUGUUGGUGUCUGAGGAAGUUACCAUGAAUCUAGCACAGCAGAAAUUAGAUAGGAACUUCGAAUGGUGUUGCAUGUUUAAAGACUUAGCAUUUUAAAGCCUUGAGUUGUAUAGGAAUGAAGGAUCUAGGAUGUGUGUUUUGGCUGUGUAAAAGGAUGUUUUUUCUGUCACAAACAUUGGCUGGGCAUUCUGUGUUCAAGAAAUAUGUUUUUCUUUUUAGAAUCCUUUAGGGAGGUUUUUUUUUUGUGACAUUUGCCAUCUGGGGGAUGGGGCUGUACAAAAAGAAUGUACGCUUGUUUGAGGUAUCCAUUUUAUCUGCCUGCAAACCAGUUUCAGAAAGCAUGAGAAUCAUAAAACUACAUUGACACAUUUUUGCACUUGAAAAUUCCCCAUGACAUGCUUGGAUCCUCUCUUGCCUAGAGUUGUCCUUCAGAUGGCAUUAAAAAAAAAAAAAAAAAAAAAAAA
This is a messenger RNA of Toxotes jaculatrix (banded archerfish), 4720 nucleotides long. RefSeq names its product suppressor of cytokine signaling 6 (gene socs6a). Gene Ontology annotation, biological process: intracellular signal transduction; regulation of growth; phosphatidylinositol phosphate biosynthetic process. Bases 527 to 2137 code for a protein of 536 amino acids. NCBI's taxonomy places the organism in Eukaryota, Metazoa, Chordata, Actinopteri, Toxotidae. Gene Ontology annotation, molecular function: 1-phosphatidylinositol-3-kinase regulator activity. Gene Ontology annotation, cellular component: phosphatidylinositol 3-kinase complex. The transcript is spliced from 3 exons. The record is from RefSeq and is a predicted model, not a curated record.